GUAUGUAUGUGUGUGUAUAUAACUCUAUGUAGUUGCACAUAUGAUUUUAUCUAAUAUAUACAGAUGCUACCGGUCUGGAGUUUUAUAGCAUUGCAUUUUAUCGGGUGUUGUAAUCGCUUGUAUUUCUGCCUAAUAACUAAUAACUGUAUACGAUUAUUUGUUACUUUGUGUGUGUAGGAAGAAAAUAACGUUGAUAUUUCUCGCCGGCGCUAAUUAUUGUGAAUCUACGUCUAAUUAAUAUCGGAUAAUUUGAUUAGUUCAAUCUUCUUUGUCUAUUAUAGAGUUAUUGAGAUAAUCAAUAUUGGAUCAUCGGCUUUUUAAUUGCAAUGUUCACACAGUGGUUUAGGAUAUUUAAGAUAGGUUACGCCAGUAUGAUUCAGAAAGGACCACGUCCCUUAGUGUUAUGUGGUCCUUCGGGUUCUGGAAAGAGUACUUUUAUAAAACGACUGUUUGACGAGUUUCCUGACACCUUCAAGUUUUCGGUAUCCCAUACAACUAGGAUGCCCAGGCCUGGCGAAGAAGAUGGAACACACUAUCACUUUACAAAUAAGAAGAAAAUGGAAGAACAAAUAAAAAAUGGCGAGUUUAUCGAAAGCGCUAUAUUUAGCGAGAAUUUAUAUGGCACUAGCAAGCAGGCAGUUGAAGAAGUGCAGCGUUUGGGAAAGAUAUGUGUAUUGGACAUUGACAUACAAGGUGUAAAACAGAUAAAAUGCACCAGCUAUCCACUUUAUGUUUUUAUAAAACCACCAUGCAUUCUGGAAUUAGAGCGACGGUUGAAAGCUAGAAAUACAGAAACUGAAGAGUCAUUGCAACGCAGACUGGCAGUUGCCAAAACGGAACUUGAAUACGGUGAAACACCAGGUAACUUCGAUAUUAUCAUAGAAAAUGAUAAUUUGGAUACAGCAUACGAGAUUUUACACAAUUUUAUACUGAUCAAUUUUAAUCUUCAAUGCAAAACAGAUAAAUAAAAUGUUUUGUUCAUGUU
Messenger RNA from Nylanderia fulva, 985 nucleotides. RefSeq names its product guanylate kinase. Gene Ontology annotation, molecular function: GMP kinase activity. Lineage: Eukaryota; Metazoa; Arthropoda; Insecta; Hymenoptera; Formicidae. The record is from RefSeq and is a predicted model, not a curated record. Gene Ontology annotation, biological process: purine nucleotide metabolic process. Gene Ontology annotation, cellular component: cytosol.